CGAGUUUCUACACCCUCCCUACUGCCUCACCGUACCAGGUUUAUAAAAGGCCUGGCUGGCAACAAUAAACCAGAAAAAAGAGGGACAACAACUUACAGCAAUGGCUGGUAACCUGCCACAAGAGGUGGAAGCCUAUCUCGAGGAAAUAGUCAAGCGUCUGACGGAAUACCUGCAACACCAGCUCGUGGGGAUAUAUCUAUUUGGGUCUGCGAGUUAUGGCGCCUACGAGUCCGGCCUCAGCGACCUUGACGUACAGGCCAUAGUGACGGAUCGGCUGAGCACCGUCGAGAAGCAGGCAGUGAUCAGCCGCCUAACCCACGCCGCCUUACCUUGCCCGGCGACAAAACUCGAGUUCGUGCCCGAUCAUAUCAGCCUCGAUCCCGCCAACGAGUCCAGCCACUGGUUUCUGCUGGAUAUCGCGAUGGGACGUCAGCUUGGCCGCAGCCUGUGCGGCCCUGAUCCGACCCACGCGUUCGGCGCGAUUCCUCAACGCUGGAUCCUGGAAGCAAUCGCGGACUCGCUCGAUUGGCACCACGAAAACGAACUCAGCUCUCCCAACAGCAUUCUGAAUGCGUGCCGAGGCUGGCAAUUCAUUGUCACGGGCGAGUUCUCUUCCAAAUCGGAUGGGGCCAAAUGGGCCCUACAACAACAGGACUGUCCGGACGUUGUUCGACGGGCAAUCCUCGCGCGCAACACAGGCGACAAACUCCCUGCGGCCCAGGCAAGGAUGCUCUAUGAUAUUGUUAUGACGGCCAACCGUGCCAAACUCGCGACGGAUAUAUAG
Molecule: messenger RNA, 784 nt
Organism: Aspergillus fijiensis CBS 313.89
Lineage: Eukaryota; Fungi; Ascomycota; Eurotiomycetes; Eurotiales; Aspergillaceae
Exons: 2
Coding region: 101-784 (227 amino acids)
Source: RefSeq, a predicted model, not a curated record